UGCCCAACAGGUACUUUUCACGAUCUCGCCUGUAAGCACUUCGCACUGCCCUCGCGCACACCUCCGAGUUUUGGUGCCCAUAGGUGUGGUAAAUCGGUCGAUCGAGAUGGUAACGGAUCGCAACGGGCCCGUGUAUGUAUAUUUUAUGGCUUCCUAUUUAUGUGGUGAAGUCAACAGCUUUAAUUCAGUGCCAAGGUCAAAAACGUUCACGCGCCAGGUCGAAGCCACUCCACUUUUUUGACCGUCGUGCGCUUCUGCUUCUCCUACAGUUUUCAUCACGCUUCGUGUCAAAUUAGCAUCUAUUACCACCUUCUCGAGAUUCGUUGUCAGAGCAAGCGUGGGGCCAUUCGGUAUAGCCCCUCUUUCGUAUCGUGUUGAGACCACUCACGAGCAGUCCAGGAUAAAUGUUGGGUCAUGGACAGCGCUGCUCAGAGCUUCAUUAUCCUGCAAACACGUUAUCACGCCCAUCCAACCAGUCUCCCUAUCCCCGCUCUCUGUCGCGUCAACGGUCCACUGCUUCAGAGAAUUCUGCCCUUUACAAUACCCCUGCAGCCACUGGAAGGAGGAGUCGGCCCUUGCCCCCAGUUCCUCACCCACCUCGCAACCUAGUAACCACUGACGUGUGGAGGUCCCCUUCCAUGCCACGUCAAAGCCGCCCUCUCCCGCUGCCACCAUGCUACAGGUGCGCCACGUCUGCGCCACCACUCCGACGCGCUGUCUCACUCCCGCGGGGUGCAGGCCUAGUUCCGAACAGUUCUACUAUGGUGUCGAUGGUGACACGAAAGCAUAUGUCAAAUUCCCUCUCAGUGGUGCCCGUAACCUACCUUUCCCAACCGCCAUCACGGGUUUUGAGCUUGUCCUCAAUUACGUCGAGUACCUCCGAACCGCGUGGGACUAUCCCCAAUACCCCCUUUUCCAAGGGAUGCUUUGAGAGAGAAGGGAGAACGGUGGUAGUUCCGAACGACAGUGACCUGCCGCAACCACAUUCCGUUCAGAGGGUGAACCCUUCCCCAACGGAAACCACCUCACCCACAGAAAUAGUUUCUCCCACAAAAUCUCAACACCCAGGGCUGGCGAGUCAGAGUUGCAUCCCGCGUAGACAGCGUGUUCCAUCCCCUGCUGCCUUGGCAACCGUCACAGAAACACCACGUCGAUCCGAACGCAAACGUCCCCCGGCCCUCACAAUUCAUAUCCCGUCGUCUACGUUGUCAUCAUUCUUGACGGAAGCUUCUUCGUCUGAAUCCGGACAGUCUUCUCCACCUUUGACGCCUAGAACGCCGCCAUCGCCGUCCGUCUUGCGGCGACGAAGAUUCUCAAAGCUUCGUCGUCAAUUUGGGGACGCUCCGCCUGCAGCUAUGGUCUUCGGUAGCGAACUAGGUGCAGAUGAAAGUUCCAAGCCAAACAUGCCUCCAUGUGCAGAUGCGCCGGCUACCCCUCUGCAAUUACCGACUAAAAAAUGGGUAUGGGACAAGGGGGGACGUCGACGCACAGCAAGCGAUUACAGCGAUGUCAUUCGAUACCUGCGUGAGCUCUAAGGACACUUGCUAACCUAGUCCCCUUUGCGGCACGUUGGGCAUUCCUUUGUACAGGGUAUUGGCAUCCAUGUAAUCGGGUAUCUGGUUGCGAAGAGGCGAGCAGCCUGGUAUCCCGAGGUUUGCUUGAAGUGUACAUAUGGGUAUGAGCUUGUCUGCCGUUGGCAGAACCGAAUGUUGAUUUAGUACAUGGCUCGAAAACUGACGGAUGCUUCCUCAAGAAACGAUCCGUGU
Molecule: messenger RNA, 1766 nt
Organism: Pisolithus orientalis
Lineage: Eukaryota; Fungi; Basidiomycota; Agaricomycetes; Boletales; Pisolithaceae
Exons: 1
Coding region: 405-1535 (376 amino acids)
Source: RefSeq, a predicted model, not a curated record